Messenger RNA from Archocentrus centrarchus (flier cichlid), 635 nucleotides. RefSeq names its product ribonuclease P subunit p21 (gene rpp21). The transcript is spliced from 5 exons. NCBI's taxonomy places the organism in Eukaryota, Metazoa, Chordata, Actinopteri, Cichliformes, Cichlidae. Bases 90 to 563 code for a protein of 157 amino acids. The record is from RefSeq and is a predicted model, not a curated record. Gene Ontology annotation, cellular component: nucleolar ribonuclease P complex. Gene Ontology annotation, biological process: tRNA processing.
UUGAGACUUGCGGAGGGUCAUGCAGCUCUAGCUCGAAGUAAGUCUGCUGUUAACAUCGGGGCUAAACUGUUAUCUGACCUUCGUGUGCAAUGGCACUCCACUUGAAAGACAAAGAAGCUUUCCAAAGACUGAACUACCUUUACCAGGCUGCACACUGUGUUUUAGCUCAAAAUCCCGAAAAUGUGGAGCUGGCUCGUUUCUACAGCUUCACACAGAAGACAAUUGCAAAACGUCUUGUUCUCAGACAAGAUCCAUCAGUGAAGAGAACAUUGUGCAAGAGGUGCUGCUCGUUGCUCAUCCCGGGUGUAACUGCUACAACAAGACAAAGAAGAAAAAACAGAAAGACUCGCUUUACUGUGGUGAGAUGUCUCAGUUGUGGACAGAGGAAGACCUUACUGAACAAUCCAGACUACUGUUUAUGGGCAGACCGACCUCAGGCUCAGCUGGAGCAGCAAAAGCAGAAAGAUUCAAGCACUUCUGCUAAAAAUCAGCCAAAAGACACAAAGCAUGAUGGGUCACAGAUGCCGAAACCCAGUUCUGCUCAGGGUACAACCAGCACAUAACAGCAGUGGUUUCCCUCUACUUACUCAACAUAGAAAAGACUGUAAUUGAUUUAAAAAAAAAAAAAAAAACAU